CAGGCUUCGUGGCGUUUUUGUACAUUAAUUUUGACGUUAAUAAGGAAUUGUUCUAAAAUCAGGUAUUCCAGACGAAUAGCUCACGUUUAAUUCAACAAACCGGCAUGUUUUUAAAGGAAAACGCGAAGCAGCUAACCGGGGUUGAGCAGUUUUGCUAACGUGACCCCCCCAAAAAAAUUAACAUGAGCGUAAUGGUGGAGAUGGCCUCUUCAGAGUGGCAGCUGUCUUUGAAGCUGGUGGAUCAGCCCAAAUCCACCUUCCACUUCCCAGAGAUGAUGCCAGGGGAUGUCUCACCUGGAGGAUACAGAGUGGCUACUUUGAAACAGCUCGUUGCAGCACAGUUUCCAGACUCCAUCCCAGACCCUGAGCUCAUAGAGCUGGUCCACUGUGGGCGGAAACUUAAGGAUGAACUAACACUGGACGCCAGCGGGAUUCAACCGGGAUCCACAGUGCACAUCCUCAAAAAGACCUGGCCAGAGCCAGAGAGCAGUCCAGAGCCUGUGAACAGAGCAACUGCAGCCAGGGAGUUCAGGGUGUUUCAUGCUGCUCUUCACUCUCUCAACUCGGCCUACAGAGACUCAGUCUAUAAAAUGCUGACAAAUAAAGAGUCUCUGGAUCAGAUCAUCGUGGCGACACCAGGGCUCAGGUCCGACCCAGUUGCCCUCGGGGUGCUUCAAGACAAAGACCUCUUCGUGCAGUUCACAGACCCCAACAUGCUGGAUGUAUUGAUCAGUUCACACCCAGCCCUCGUCAACGCCAUCAUCUUGGUCCUGCACUCUGUGGCAGGCAGCAUGCCCGCGCAGUCCAGCGCCAGCUCCUCUCGCAACGUCUCUGCCAGUUCUUACAGCGAUAUGCCUGGAGGCUUCAUGUUUGAAGGCAUGUCCGACGACGAGGAAGACUUCCAGUCGGGGAGCCCAGCGGGUCCCUCCAGCAGAGCAGGAGGCUCAGUAGGAAUGCGUCCAGUGUCUCUGAGUCACAGUGGCGCGACGGGCCCUCGACCAAUAACGCAGAGCGAGCUGGCGACAGCUUUGGCCCUCGCCAGCACACCUGACAGCAGCGCGGUCACUCCAACAACGUCAAGCCAGGCGGACCCCUCCAGUAGUGUAGCCCCCAUGCCAGCAGGGACCCCAGUCAGUAACGAUCUCUUCAGUCAGGCUCUGCAGCAAGCUCUGCAAGCCUCCAACAUGUCCGCUCUACAGGGCCGCUGGCAGUCCCAGAUGCAGCAGCUCAGGGACAUGGGGAUCCAGGAUGAGGAGCUGAUGCUGAGGGCGCUGCAGGCCACAGAUGGUGACAUCCAGGCUGCCCUGGAGCUCAUAUUUGCUGGAGGCCCAGGGCUCUGAGCUCCUACCCCAUGGACAAAAAAGCUUUUCAUAGAGGAGGAAGAGGCUUGUCAUGCUGCCAAGGAAUGAUAAAAGAUGGCUGUAGACACACAACAUAUAGUUUUUAUUUAACCUAUGUACAACAUUUACAUACAGUUCGUUUCAACUGAGCUGUCAUGACAGCCUUUUUCUUAUGGAUGUUACUAGACUUCAGUUUUAAAAUAAAUGUAAUUAUGCUGACCUCAUCAA
Molecule: messenger RNA, 1568 nt
Organism: Acanthopagrus latus (yellowfin seabream)
Lineage: Eukaryota; Metazoa; Chordata; Actinopteri; Spariformes; Sparidae
Gene: ubl7b
Product: ubiquitin-like 7b (bone marrow stromal cell-derived)
Exons: 11
Coding region: 183-1340 (385 amino acids)
Biological process (GO): ubiquitin-dependent protein catabolic process
Cellular component (GO): cytosol
Molecular function (GO): polyubiquitin modification-dependent protein binding
Source: RefSeq, a predicted model, not a curated record